AUGCACGCCACACAGGCACUCGAGGAGCUGCUCCUUGCUGCUGCAGCACCCCAACACAGCAGCAGCAGCAACAGCAGCAAGGCAGCAGCAGCAGCAGCAGCAGGGACUGGUAAGCUGCCCUGGGGAGAUGUGUGCCUUCUGCUGCAGCAAUGGGCAGAGUUUAGGCAUCAACAGCAGCAACUGUGCUCUCAGCUGCAGCAGCUGCAGCAGCAGCGAGACCUAUUCGCAGACGCAGCAGCAGCAGCAACGGCCGCUAGCGCAGCAGCAGCAGCUAGAGCAGCAGCAGCAGCAGCGCAUGCAGAAGGAGCAGACAUUUUAGAUAUUAGCGAGACGAAUCCUCUUAGAGCAUUGGAGCUCUUCGAUUCAGUCCUGCAGCAGCAGCUGCUGCUGCCACAGCAGCGGCAGCAGGAGCAGCUUGUGCAGCAGCAACAACGCUGCAGCAGCAAGGUGUUGACAGCAGCAGCAGCGGCAGCCCCCGACUCGCUCGAGUGCGUGCUGCUCUUCCUAGACGACCAAGUGGCAGCAACAAGAGCACGAAUAGCCGCAGCAGCAGCAGAACUCAGCACCAGCAGCAGCAGCAAGGCCCUGCAGAUACAGUUGCUUGCGGAGGCUGCUGCUCAGUCAGUUUUCCCACGGCGGCACGCAGCAGUAGCUGCUGCUGCUGCAGCAAAGAAAAGGGGAAAGCAGAAGGCCAAGAAGAGCGCCGCUGCUGCUGCAGCGACGAACGUGAAGCAGCAGCAGCAGCAGGAUCAGCAGCAGCAGCAGCAGAGGGGGCUAACUGCGGAGGAGGCGGCGGCAGCAGCAGCAGAAGCAGCAGACCUCCAGGAGGUAGCUGCUGCAUGCGACACGCUGGUACGCGCAGCAAGGGCCUACGCCGCCUUUGCUGCUGCUGCUGCUGCUGCAGAGCCCCUCACAGCCAGCUUCGAAGAAGCAGUGGAGGCCCUUCCCUCGCUUGCAGCAGCAACAGCUAUUGCGCAGCGGGCAGCAGCAGCAGCAGCAGCUGAGGGCGAGAAGGACUAG
Molecule: messenger RNA, 1020 nt
Organism: Eimeria tenella
Lineage: Eukaryota; Apicomplexa; Conoidasida; Eucoccidiorida; Eimeriidae
Exons: 1
Coding region: 1-1020 (339 amino acids)
Source: RefSeq, a predicted model, not a curated record